CACACGUGUUGUGACGGAAAGAAGAACAAGACGAAGAAUCCGAGUGACUGAAACGAACACCGAGAGAGAGAUGGCGUCGGACGUGACGUGUUGCGGGACGAAGUUCUGGUUGUAUCUGGUGGUGAUCGUCGGCCUGGUUUGCUUCGCCGGAAUGAUGGCCGGGCUCACUCUGGGCCUCAUGUCCUUGGGACUCGUCGACCUCGAGGUCCUCAUGAAGUCCGGCCGCCCUCAGGAUCGCUUACACGCCGCUAAAAUCUAUCCGGUGGUGAAGAAUCAGCAUCUGCUACUUUGUACACUCUUAAUCGGCAACGCGUUAGCGAUGGAGGCUCUUCCGGUCUUCUUGGACAGUCUUGUGCCUCCUUGGGCGGCCGUUCUUGUAUCGGUUACUCUCAUUCUCAUGUUUGGAGAGAUAAUGCCGCAAGCUGUGUGUACUCGCUAUGGUUUGACGGUUGGGGCAACGAUGGCACCAUUCGUUCAUGUUCUUCUAAUUAUCUUCCUUCCUAUUUCGUAUCCAAUCAGUAAGGUUCUGGAUUACAUGUUAGGCAAGGGACAUACUGCCCUCCUAAGAAGAGCUGAGCUGAAGACUUUUGUGGAUUUUCAUGGAAACGAGGCGGGAAAAGGUGGGGAUCUCACACAUGAUGAGACUACUAUCAUUGCUGGGGCACUUCAAUUGACUGAAAAGACUGCAAAAGAUGCCAUGACUCCCAUAUCAAAUGCAUUUUCCCUUGAUCUGGAUGCGCCUCUUACUUUGGAAACACUGAAUGCGAUAAUGGCAAUGGGUCAUAGUAGAGUUCCAGUUUAUGCUGGGGAUCCCCGAAAUAUAAUUGGACUUGUUCUGGUUAAAAAUCUCUUGAUGAUUGAUAAAGACGAAGAAGUUACUUUGAGGAAAAUGAUGAUAAGAAAAAUUCCUCGGGUUUCAGAAGACAUGCCGCUAUAUGAUAUUCUCAAUGAAUUUCAGAAGGGUCACAGUCAUAUUGCUGUUGUCUAUAAGGACAUAAUUGAAACACUAAAGAAUGGCGAAGAGGGUGAAACACUAGAUACAUCAGUAAAGGAAGAUGAGAAAUUGGGCGGCCACACAGCUGAGACUAAGAGUUUGGGGCCAAAAUUGGAAUCAGACAAUGCUCAAAUAUAUUUUGACCAUCGUGAUGUGGGACAAAAAUCUAAGAAGAGCCCGCCAGCUACUCCUGCUUUUAAAAAGCGGCACAGAGGGUGUUCAUUUUGCAUUCUGGACAUUGAGAAUGGUCCCAUCCCAGUAUUCCCACCCAGCCAAAAGGUUGUCGGAGUAAUUACUAUGGAGGAUGUCAUUGAAGAACUUCUUCAGGAAGAGAUUCUGGAUGAAACAGAUGAGUAUGUUAAUAUCCAUAACAGGAUUAAGGUCAAUAUGCAUGCAUCUCAGGAAAAUGCUUCUUCACAGCCUUCCUUAGAAGGGUCUUCUGUCACUGACACCUCAGCACCAAUAUCAUCAUCGACUGCGGAUUUAGGUUCCACUCAAUAUCAAGACUCUGAUAAGGCUGCUGCAGAUCUGAUACCAACAGGCUCAAACACCAGUGUGUCUCAAACUUCUGAAGCUGACACAUCAAGGGAUCGUUAAGAUCGGUAAUUCUUUUGUUCUUCAUAUGAGUCAGAUUUUGAUGCACAAAAGGAAGAUCCUAGUUGAAAGCUCACUUAAGAUUAACUUGAGAGUUCCGACGAUGAUAGUACUUCCAAGUAUAUAGAACUGGAUACUACUGCGAUGUAGUUUGCUGCUAAGACAGCUCUCUCUAGCCUGUCGUAUGUUUUGAAUGUAGAGUCUACCAGUCACUAAGUGAUUACCACAAAAAUGAAAAUAGGAAGGCGUUGGAUGUAUUCUUGAUUCGGAUUUCAUGAGUGAUAGAUAUCGGACUAGUCUGGCGAACACUAGUGAAAGAGGUGAUAGAAUCAAGGUGAUAUGAAUCACCAACCAUUUUUUGGUGAAGAAAGUGAUAUUUCUGAACA
Messenger RNA from Argentina anserina (silverweed cinquefoil), 1974 nucleotides. Its product is annotated as DUF21 domain-containing protein At1g47330. Gene Ontology annotation, biological process: intracellular manganese ion homeostasis; magnesium ion homeostasis. The transcript is spliced from 12 exons. Lineage: Eukaryota; Viridiplantae; Streptophyta; Magnoliopsida; Rosales; Rosaceae. Gene Ontology annotation, cellular component: cytoplasm. The coding region runs from base 71 to 1591 and encodes 506 amino acids. The record is from RefSeq and is a predicted model, not a curated record.